Adineta steineri is the source of this 1263-nucleotide messenger RNA. Lineage: Eukaryota; Metazoa; Rotifera; Eurotatoria; Adinetida; Adinetidae. The record is from the annotation of a GenBank genome assembly.
AUGACUGGAGAUUUUCCCAGUGGAAGUACUAUAUAUUUCGCUGAAUGGAUUCCAGUAUCUCUCACUUACAACUAUCAAACAACAAUAAUGUUCUCAACCGUUUUACUCUCCGGUCUUAGUAUUAUAGGUGCUAUAAUCUAUUUUAUUCGGUAUAAAUACAAAAAACAAUUAAAUAUAAUCACAAGUGCUGAUCAGGCACGCGAAAUACUGAAAUCUGAUCAGUAUGUUCGACAUAUAUCAAAUGCUUGGCUAAUAAAUACACUAUCAAUUGUAAAUCCAUUUACUAUUCAUGAUAAAUCAUUGUUAAAAACAUUUAAGAAUAGAGUUAUAUUAAUAUUAGCAAACUGGUAUAAGGAAGAUAAGUAUGAAGAACUUGUUUUCGUAAUUGGAAAACGAAUAGAUUACCAUAUACCAUUAUUACAAUUAAAUAAUAGAAAACUUUGUUUAUCAAAAUUGGUCAAACAAGUCACAUUAGAUUCAUUUCUUACGGGCGUUCUCAAUGUCAAUGCCAAUGAUGAUUUGCUUACAGAAUUACCUGAUUUAAUUAUUCAUUUAUGGAAAAAUCGUGAUGAUAAAAAAGCUCAAACUCGUUUAAAAGAACUAUUUGUAAAUAAUAAUGAUCAAUUUACUCAGUCUGAAAUUUGGCAACAAAUUCAAACAAUAUUAUCUAAUCAUUCAAGUGCCAUUUCAAACAUGGGAAUCAAUGAUUUUGAUGAAAAAAUUUCCAACCCAUUGAAUAUUAUUGUUCCAGGUUGGGAAACAAUGUGGCGAGUAGUAUUCUAUUCAUUACUCGAAUUACUUCGACAUCCAAAAUUAUUAGAAGAACUAUCAUUACAAUUAAAUGAUCAAUCAAAAUCACCUCAAAAUUGUCUCUUACUAGAAUGUAUUAUAAAAGAAACAUUAAGAUUAUAUCCACCAACGAAAAAUAUCUAUCGCACACAUAUACAAACUGGCGAAGAAGUACGCAUUGAUAUACAACAUAUCCAUCAUAAUAAAAGUGCAUGGGGAUCUGAUGCAUGUACUUUUCGACCUGAUCGUUUUCAAGAAAAGUUAACUGAUGAACAACAAAAACAUUAUUUACCAUUCUCAAUUUCUUGUCCAGCUCGACAUAAAUUUGCUUAUAUAUUUGCUGGUGCUAUAAUAACUGAAAUUAUCAAACAUUGUCCAACGUUCACUAUUGCUGAAGAAUCGAUAUUACCAUCAACUGAUAAACUAUUAGAUGUAACCCGUAAUUCAUAUAAUGAUUUACUGAUACUUGUAUAA